Molecule: messenger RNA, 1142 nt
Organism: Zingiber officinale
Lineage: Eukaryota; Viridiplantae; Streptophyta; Magnoliopsida; Zingiberales; Zingiberaceae
Product: ethylene-responsive transcription factor ESR1-like
Exons: 1
Coding region: 57-959 (300 amino acids)
Biological process (GO): regulation of DNA-templated transcription
Molecular function (GO): DNA binding; DNA-binding transcription factor activity
Source: RefSeq, a predicted model, not a curated record
CCUCCUUUUGUCUUAUUUACUCCGCGGAGGAAGAAGACUGCGACGUCGACGGCGAUAUGGAAGACGGCAACGGCGGUCAUCCUCAUCAACGGACAUCCGCCGCCAGCAGCAAGCGAGCGACAGCCGGGAGCAAGGACGUCACGCGCUACCGCGGCGUUCGCCGUCGCCCGUGGGGGCGCUACGCUGCGGAGAUCCGCGACCCGCAGUCGAAGGAGCGCCGCUGGCUCGGCACCUUCGACACGGCGGAGCAGGCCGCCUGCGCCUACGACGUCGCCGCCCGCGCCAUGCGCGGCCUCAAGGCCCGCACCAACUUCCACAACCCUCCGAUGUCCUCCCCCGUCGCCGCCCAACCUCCCUCCGCCGCCGCCGCCGCCGUCCUCCACUCCUCCGAUUGGCCGUGGCCCAACGCUCCGCACCACCACCACCAUCCCCUUUUUCUUCGCGGUCUCGCGAACCAUUCGAUCCCUAAUUUUAACGCCUGCCCUUCUUGCUCCCUCCCCGCCUCUCUCCCAAGCCCUAAUUUUCUCCCCCAUUCCGCCGAUCCGUUCGACGCCCCUCCUGCUCCGAGUUGGAUCGCCGCCACUUCUUCUUCAUCAUCAGCCGCCGCCGCCGCCACCGAACUCCUCGCCGACGAAGGCGACUUCUUCCGCACGGAGCCGGCCGACUCCGGCCUCCUCCAGGAGAUCGUCAACGGCUUCCGGCAACAGAGCAAGCAGAUCGAAAAAACCGUACCGGAUCAUUCCCUCGACCGCAAGAAGAUUUAUCAGGUCCAGAUGCCUAUCAAUACAGAGCGAGAGGACCAAACCUCCGCUCUCAAUUACACUCCAUGCGCGGUCGGUAAUUCUUCCAGCUGGUGCGACGCCGACAACUUUCCGAUGAUCCCUCAGGGGCUUCUUGAGGACAUCAUCAAGUACCCGGACUUCUUCGAGGUCUUGUCCACCAACUUGCACCAAGCUUAAAAUCGUUUUUUUUUCCUUUCCCUAAGCGUGCGUGUCUAGUUCGAAUGAUUAAUUUAGUUAGAGAUGGAAGAAGAAGAAGAAGAACUGAUACGCAUGUUCUGGACGUGCAAUUUCUUGUAGCUGCAUCUGUGAUUUCUACGUACGUAGUUUCGAAAUGGAAGUUAUGCAUCAUGCACGCACGGU